UCAAACUCUCAUCUUCACUUCGGUCUGAUUAUUUUUGUAACUAGUGCGGCGGAUUAGCAGCCAGAUCGGCUUGAAAGUACAGAGACAAGAAAGGGGUUACCCCGAAAACGCAAGAUGAGAAGAGGGAUCUCCUCGGCUCCGGACAAAGUGAUUUUAGCGGGGGUUGGGGGCUCUCCUCUGGACAAUAAUAUCAUUUUGACAACUCUCUCGGAUCGUUUAAACCCCGGUCAAUCCAACGCUACCUAUAUCCAAAUAAUAACCACCCCACCGCCUUGCAACGUUACACAGACAUCAAAUGUGUGUUUAUCCGAGCCUCAGAUAAACAACAUUUACACAACUCCACAACAAGCUGCAGCAAACGGAGCAGGACAACGACCCGCUUUAGGAAGACCGCCGGCAAAAAGGCGGUUAGCACUCGAUGAUUCAGAUCACCAGUACCAGUCAGAACCAGCCAGGACUCCAAGAGGCAGAGGAGCCACUGCGGUUGCCAAUGGGGCACGACUAAAGACACCUAGAACACCCAAGUCUCCACCAGAGAAGACGCGAUAUGACACGUCUUUGGGCCUGUUAACUAAGAAGUUUGUUGACCUCCUUGCUCAGUCUUCUGAUGGCGUUUUGGACCUCAACCUCGCCGCAGAAACCUUACAGGUACAGAAAAGACGGUUGUAUGAUAUCACUAAUGUACUAGAGGGCAUUCACCUCAUCAAGAAGAAAUCAAAGAACAACAUUCAGUGGAUGGGAUGCAGUCUGUUGGAGGUUGAGGGGGCAUUGAGCCAGAGACAAAGACUGACAGCAGAAGUUUCUGCGCUGGCAGAAGAAGAGCAGAGGCUUGAACAACUCAUCCAGAGAUGCAGCUUGGACAUGAGACACAUGAGCGAGUUGCAAAGCAAUCAGAAGUAUGCCUACGUAACGUACCAAGACAUCAAACAGGCGGGAAACCUUAGAGACCAGACUGUUAUUGUCAUCAAAGCACCCACAGACACCAAACUAGAAGUACCAGACCCUGAUGAGAGUUUGUCCAUUCAUCUGACCAGCACCAAAGGUCCUAUAGAAGUCCUGCUGUGCUCAGAUGAGGAGAAUGACCCCAGGAGUCCUGUGAAAAAUGGCAACAUGGACAUCAAUGGGAACUCACCUUUCCUCAAAGUCCUUCAAGAUUCCAGCUGCACAACCACUUCUCCCAGCACCUCCUUGCCUCCAACCUCGUCCACCUUAGCUGUCUCCGUCACUACUCUCUCCCCCAUUUCGUCCCCUUACACCAGUCUCCUUCAGCAAACGGAAGACCAGAUCCCUUCAUCCCUGGGACCUUUCUUGAACCUUGGGCCUCCUCUACUGGACCAAGAUGACUACCUUUUAGGUUUGGGAGAUGACCAGGGAAUCAGCGACUUGUUUGACGCCUGUGACUUUGAUAAGAUACCUACUUUUGGCCUGGAUGAUCUCCUGUGCAGCUAGCGAUAGCUUAUAGAAAUUUACACUAAGUGCAUGAGAGUGAGAUGAAGAAUCAGUGAGUUUUGAUGCUCGUGGCUUUGUAGUUAGUUUAAGCCAAUUCUAAAUAGAUGGAAAAUAAAUAAUGAGGGCUUUUUCAGUCCCAGUGGGACUAAAUGCCAUGUUCUUUUAUGGCAUCAGAGAUAAAUGGCCUUGCAUGAUUUCACACCAAGACAUGACCGGUCAGUGUGAAGACAUAUCCAUUACUCUUUGUCUCAGGCUCUUGUAAGGCCUCCAGUUAAGCUGAGGGGUGGGGGACACUGAUCAUCUGAAAGCCCUGGUUGUGUCUCUGGUUAAGAAUAAAUGUAGAGGGAAAGGAUAUC
Molecule: messenger RNA, 1805 nt
Organism: Scomber japonicus (chub mackerel)
Lineage: Eukaryota; Metazoa; Chordata; Actinopteri; Scombriformes; Scombridae
Product: transcription factor E2F3-like
Exons: 8
Coding region: 115-1449 (444 amino acids)
Biological process (GO): regulation of transcription by RNA polymerase II
Cellular component (GO): RNA polymerase II transcription regulator complex
Molecular function (GO): RNA polymerase II cis-regulatory region sequence-specific DNA binding; DNA-binding transcription factor activity, RNA polymerase II-specific; protein dimerization activity
Source: RefSeq, a predicted model, not a curated record